ACUUAAGGGAACCCCCACCUGGCUUCUGCGUAAAAAACAAAUAUUGAAGACGCAGAGGGUUAAUUUCAAGCUCCCACCACCACCACCCACAUCUCCAAUUUGAAAGCCGCCUCUCUACCGGGAGAGGAAGACUCUUUUUCGGUCAGAUGGCGUGCUGCAGUCCGCCCCCGUCAUUCUCCAGCCCACACAGACAGGGCAGCCAGCAACCAAUACGCUGCGCCGGAGGAAGAUUUCUGCCAGAGAUUUCAGACGAGGUACGAUACUCAAAGGGGAUUUACUACGCCAAUCCGGGAAAGCUUUCGGCGAUAUAGGUAACAGGGUAAGCAACGAAUAGGAUAACGACUGCGAUGUGUAUCUGAGGAAGGAGUUUUCUGCGAACAUCUGGCUCACGGAUAGACUAGCCUAGGCUAAUUAAUUGCCUCCAGUUGGUGGUUUUAUUUUAGCAGGAGCCAAUCCAAGUGUUUCUACUUUAGUCUGAUCGUCUGACAUGUAACGUGAUUUUGUUUAAUUGAUCAACCGAAAUGUGUUUGUAUUUCUUUAUCAGUUUCACUGCGGGAGUAGCCUACCGACCUGUGACAUCGGUGGUUUGGAGACACACCUUACUAUUUUCCCGUUUCUGCACAUUAGUCUACCUGACUAAAGGAGGUUCAUGUCUUUCCUUUCUCCUAAACUUUCCACAGCUGUGUGCCAUGUCUCUGCCACGCACACUUGGGGAGCUGCAGCUCUAUCGGGUGCUGCAGAGGGCCAACCUGCUGGCCUAUUAUGAAACCUUCAUCCAGCAGGGUGGUGACGAUGUGCAGCAGCUCUGUGAGGCAGCCGAGGAGGAGUUUCUGGAGAUCAUGGCUCUAGUUGGCAUGGCCACCAAGCCACUGCAUGUGCGUAGGCUCCAGAAAGCUCUCCGAGACUGGGCAGCAAACCCUGCCCUUUUCAGCCAGCCUGUCUCUAACGUUCCUCUCGGGGGCAUCCCACUGUUCAAAGUGGAGGGGACUGGCACUGGUGGAUCAGCAGGCGGGCCCAGGAAGUCUUUGAGCAACGGGCAGCCGGAGUCACCGUGCGAAAGGGAAGAUCGGGCGUGUCUUACUCCAAUGCACAGUGGGAGUCCAAGAAGCCCUUGCUCCCAGGCCUCCCCACAGCCACCAGACACACACUACAGGGAAAAACUGUCCCCCAUGGACCCACACUGGCUCAGCCCAGAGCCUGAUGGGGCAUCUGGAAUAGACGAGGAGCCCCCGAGCCCACCUCUGCUGUCACCAUGUCCGCCAGGUCCCUCCACAUCUCCUAGCCCCUCUGUUUCUCUUGCCUCGUCGGCCCUGUCAGCCUGGCCCGGAGGACAGCUGGAUGGGGAGACCGCAAGGGCUGUGGUGGAGAGUGUGGAGAGGCUCCUCAGGACCCUGCCCAGGUCGGAUCCUACAGAGUGGAAAACUCUGCUUAGGAUGAACAAGAAGAUGGCAAAGACUGUGGGACACAUCUUCAAAAUGGGGUCCCAAGAUGUAAGCAAAGAAGAAGAAAUCCGAAAGUACAGUCUUAUCUAUGGACGCUUUGACUCCAAGAGGAGAGAGGGGAAGCAGCUCACACAUCAUGAGUUGAUCAUCAAUGAAGCUGCAGCCCAGUUCUGUAUGCGCGACAAUGCCCUUUUGCUGAGACGGGUGGAGCUCUUUUCUUUGGCUCGGCAGGUGGCGAGAAAAUGUGCCUACACCUCCACACUAAAGCAUGCAAGGACAAAUACUGACGAGAAUAGUGUACUGUGCCAGAAGAGAGCGAGACAUGAGGUCAUCAUGCCUGAGAGUGUGCCAUCAUUUCUCGGAGUGGAAGGCUCAGAGGGUUUGACGCAGAGGGCAGAUGAUGACAGCUUAUCUGCAGAAAGCCUCGACAGUGUAUCGCAUGAUAUUGGAUCACAGUGCAACCAGUCUCCAUCCCCCCGUCCCCACACCGACACGUCCAACCCUGCCAACUGGAGUCGCCAUCUCAUACAGCAAACACUAAUGGAUGAAGGGCUGCGAUUGGCUCGGAUGGUGUCACAUGAUCGGGCUGGCAAGAUCAGCCUAGGGUCAGAACAAAAUCACUCUACAGACCACGACAGUAAAGUUGAGAGGCGGAGCUCGAUAACAGUGUGCAGGAGCAGCAGCCCUUGCAUCACCAAAGACGACUCUAAUCAUCGAGGGAAAUGAAAACGCUCAGCUUUUGUCAGGCAACCUGUCCUCCGGCCUGCCACUAAACUUCACUUAGAGUCUGCAAUACUGACACUGACUGAUCUGAUGAAGAGAAGACUCUUAUCGACUUCAAAAUCAAUACAGUAAUUAUCUGAAUUUACCAGCAACUGACAUCGUAAACCUGCAGUGACAUCUGACCACUAACAUUGUUGAUCAAAAAUGUUUUGAAUUCAAAUUCAGUGAAUGUGUAGAAGAGACACUUUUUUUUUUUAAAUACAUGGACUACAUGUCCUGCUGAUUUUAGCUGAUAGUGGAAAAUGUACUGAUUUUAUCAGGACAAACCUGACUUUGUUAAAUUAAGUCUACAGUGUAUUGUGAGAAGUGCCAUGUGAUGAGAGUGCCACCUGUUUUAGAAGAAAUGAGCUUGACACAGCAGGGGGCACUGCAACUUUGGAAAUUGUCUCUCUAAACUUACUCCAGUAUCAUACUGAAAUUUGGUUUCAAUAGGAAGACUUUUAUCUACAUUUUCAGAAAGUUACAACCUAAAAAUGAUAACAUUCUCAGCAGCUCCUCACAAUCAGAAAAAAAAUGAUGAUUUAAAGAUAAAUAAAGUCCAUGUAGAUGGAUUAGUAAAAACAAAACAAAAAAGAAGCAGGUGUGGCACAUUAUUCUAGAUUUCCCAGAGCGUAAAGACAAAACGGCGUGAGGCUCAGAGACUUUUUGUCUUUUGCUGCAUCAUCUAAUCCCACAUGAAAUCUUAACAGGUCUCGUUAAGUUUAUGAGAUAUAGAGCCACAGGUCUUCAUCAUCCCCUCCCUCACACCUUUCUGUAUAUUUUGCACAAGCAGCUGAUGUGGUGUUUAGUAAAAAAAAAAAAAGAUACAUCAGGCUUUUCAUUUUCUUAAAUUAUGUGCAGAAUGUACUGAGAACCCCUUGUCUAAACAUGAUAUUAAGAACACCAAUGCUUUUUGAUUUCCAGUCCACCGUUAACUUUUCAGUUGCCACUCUCUACACAUCAGGUUUUCAGCGUCAACUAUAGGGUCUUGCGCCAGGGCUCUUCCGCAGGGAGGAUGCUUGCCAUCAUCAGCUGCUCUUCCCUCUCAUCUCAAGACUGCAUUCAAAACUAUAUACGUUUAAAAAACAUUUAUCACAGAACUUUUAGAAAAUGUGGAGAUAAGUGUCGAUUUUUCAAUGCGAUUCUAUUUAGGCGUAGCGAAAAGAUAUGGCAGCGUGUUUUCGGGAUGAUUUCUGUAGUCCUAAUUAGGUGAACCUUGUGUCAGUUUCCCUCUUCUGUCUUUUGAGACUUAUAGUAAAUUAGGGUGACUACUCUUACUAUUACUGUACUUUCUAUGCUUUAGAAAAAGAAAAAAAACAUGCAGAGGUUUACAGAAAUAAGUCUCAUGGUGCUUGACUCUUGAUACAGCAGCUCCUACAAAUCAGUCUAUAUGACCCUGUUUAAAAUUGUUAAAAUGUUUUCAGACUUCACGUGACAACAAGGCUCAUGUUAAAAAUGCAUUUUUGUAUACUUAACCAGAGUAUGUCAGUGAGGUAGCUUGCUGUGCAUCAGUUACACCUGCCUGUCUCUUGAGCAUUAGUAACCUCAGUUUAUUAUGUUGCAAAACAGAUUAUUUAUUUUGUUACAUCUCAAUAAAUGUUAUUUUAUUGCCUAAA
Etheostoma spectabile (orangethroat darter) is the source of this 3820-nucleotide messenger RNA. It is a transcript of the gene nab2, whose product is annotated as NGFI-A binding protein 2 (EGR1 binding protein 2). NCBI's taxonomy places the organism in Eukaryota, Metazoa, Chordata, Actinopteri, Perciformes, Percidae. The transcript has 7 exons. Gene Ontology annotation, biological process: negative regulation of DNA-templated transcription. Gene Ontology annotation, cellular component: nucleus. Bases 522 to 2168 code for a protein of 548 amino acids. Gene Ontology annotation, molecular function: transcription factor binding; transcription coregulator activity. The record is from RefSeq and is a predicted model, not a curated record.